Cimex lectularius (bed bug) is the source of this 665-nucleotide messenger RNA. RefSeq names its product cytochrome c oxidase subunit 5A, mitochondrial (gene COX5A). The coding region runs from base 103 to 546 and encodes 147 amino acids. The record is from RefSeq and is a predicted model, not a curated record. Gene Ontology annotation, cellular component: mitochondrial inner membrane. Lineage: Eukaryota; Metazoa; Arthropoda; Insecta; Hemiptera; Cimicidae. The transcript has a single exon. Gene Ontology annotation, biological process: mitochondrial electron transport, cytochrome c to oxygen.
AGCAUUUCUUCAGUUAUCUCUGGAUUUUCUUCAGAGUUCAGAUACGAGUGCUUAAGUUCUCCCAGAGUUGACCCACUCGAUAAACCGAAGUAAAAGUUGAAAAUGUUGAGGACGGCGGCUUUUUCGGCGUUGAACGCGUGCCGUUCCCUCCGAACGCCCUCGGUCCGGGUGGCGCGUUGCAUGAGCCACGGGCCUCAAGAAUCCGACGAGGCCUUCGACGAGAGGUACCUCAAGCAUUUCAACAGGCCGGACAUCGACAACUGGGACGUGCGAAAGGCGAUGAAUGACCUCACGGGCAUGGACCUCGUCCCCGAGCCCAAGAUCAUCGAGGCUGCGUUGAGGGCCUGCAGAAGGGUCAACGACUACGCCCUCGCCGUCAGGUUCCUCGAGGCUCUCAAGUUGAAAACCGCCGCCAGACCUGAUAUCUACUCUUACCUUCUCCAGGAGUUGAAGCCCACACUCGACGAACUCGGCGUCGACACCCCCGAGGCACUCGGAUACGACAAACCCGAGCUCGCCGUCUCCAGUGUCUACGAGAUACAUUGACACCCUUAUUCUUCUCUGCUUUAAAUAUUAAAAGAAUUUCUCUUGAGUAUAUACCUCUUAAAGGAGAUACUUUAGUCUGUACAUCAAUUAAUUAAUUAAUAAAAUGGCAUAAAACAGUA